Messenger RNA from Penaeus monodon (black tiger shrimp), 1062 nucleotides. RefSeq lists its product as uncharacterized. NCBI's taxonomy places the organism in Eukaryota, Metazoa, Arthropoda, Malacostraca, Decapoda, Penaeidae. The transcript has 7 exons. The record is from RefSeq and is a predicted model, not a curated record. Bases 1 to 1062 code for a protein of 353 amino acids. Gene Ontology annotation, molecular function: protein binding.
AUGGCGCACUGUAUGAUUAUAUUAAGUCACCCAGUAUGUGAAGUAGUAGGCUUCUAUGAAGCCCUAAAGGCAGUAUAUGGUCCUACUCACCACGUCCAGAGUCCUUUGCGCAGUGCAGAUGGCCAGGCGCUCUUCACAGACAAGACUUCCAUCCUGAGCCGUUGGUCCGAGCACUUUCAGGCCCUCUUCAGCGCUGACCGCGUCGUCCAGGACUCAGCAGUUCUCCGCAUUCGUCAGAAGCCAGUCAUAGAGGAAUUGGAUGAACUACCAUCUAUAGAAGAAAUUUCAAAAGCCAUAGAGCAGCUGAAGUGUGGCAAGGCAGCAGGAGUUGAUGGGAUCCCACCAGAGAUCUGGAAAGAUGGGGGACCAACACUACACAGCAAGCUCCACGAACUCCUUGUCUGUUGUUGGGAGCAGAGCAAGCUUCCAAGAGACCUCCAUGCCAAGAUCGACAGGGAAGUGGACAACAGAUUAGCCAAGGCAAACAGCGCUUUCGGCAGACUCUACAAGAGAGCCGUCUCCUCCUUCGAGGACUCCCGUAGGUCUAACCUGAAGGAGAAACGCCGCAUGAAGAAGGACCGGGAAGCCUCAGCAGCUGUACCAGACCAGACUUUUGACUGCAGUCGCUGCGGCCGGACAUGCCUGUCCCGCAUCGGUCUUGAUACGUCGGAGGUGGUGGGCAUGAUCCGCCAGGGGGACAAGAUCGGGGUCCUGAUCUACCUGCGGAAAGGCGGCGACCCCAACGCCAGGAACCAGCUGGGCAUGAACCUCCUGCACGUGGCUUGCCUCGAAGGCCAGGAGGAGGUGGUUGAGGUCCUCCUCGAUGCGGGCGCUAAGGUGAACUCCUGUACCACUGACAUGUGUACACCAUUACACCGCGCUUGUAUUUACGGUUACAAAGGCAUCGUUGAGUUGCUGUUGUCCAAGAAUGCUUAUAUCAAUGCACAGAGCGUUUCACUAAAUGCAAUAAUUCUAAAAUAUCCUAAUGGACUCAGCGUAAAAUAUGAAGGAAACAUGCGCUAUGCAGUGGAAUAUAUGAGGAUAAGUAGCCCUUCGGUGUAG